This is a messenger RNA of Amphibalanus amphitrite, 4535 nucleotides long. RefSeq names its product calcium-activated chloride channel regulator 4A-like. The coding region runs from base 1 to 3792 and encodes 1263 amino acids. Gene Ontology annotation, molecular function: protein binding. The record is from RefSeq and is a predicted model, not a curated record. Lineage: Eukaryota; Metazoa; Arthropoda; Thecostraca; Balanomorpha; Balanidae. The transcript has 11 exons.
AUGUCUGGAGACGGCGAUCCCGCUUCACCUGCCGGUGGUCUCACCACUGCCACCUGCCGGUCGGUGGCGGAACUCUCCCCUGAACCGGCGGCGCUCCGUCGGACCGCGCUCGGCGCAGAGUGCGUCGGGGGCCGGUCGGACGUGGACGGGUGUCGUAUGAGCGGCGCGAGUACGGAGUGCACCUGCGUCCGACAGACGGACACUCGGCGGACACCUGUACCGCCGGCUGAGACGGCGCGGCACGCCGGCAAUCGAUCGUCGCCAGCGACGAGCUCCGUCGACCGCGACGCGCGCGUUCGUCGAUUUCGACGGGACGGUGGGGUUGUGACGAUGGGGCGGCCGGCGGCGGCGGGCGCCGCGCUGCUGCUUCUGACUGUGCUGGGUACCGGCGUCACUGGCUCGAGGGUCCGACUGGUCCAUAACGGAUACACGGGACUGGUGGUGGGCGUGGAUGAGGACGUGGACAUUCUGCAGUGCCAGGACAUCAUCCGGAACCUGAAGACGCUGCUGACUGGCGCCUCGGACUACCUCUACACGGCCACCCAGCGUCGCGCCUACUUUGGCGAUGUGACGGUGGUGGUGCCGAGCUCGUGGCCGCGCAGCUGCACGGGCUCGGCGGCGCCGGAGCCGGCCACCACUGAGAGCCUGGUGAGCGCCGACCUGCGCGUCAGCGGGCUGCGACACCCGGUGCACGGCGCCGCGCCCUGGACCCACCAGAGCGGCCUCUGCGGCCGGCCCGGGCACUUCAUCCAGUUCGCCGCCGACUAUGUGGCCUCCGGCGAGACACACCGCUUCGGAGACCAAGGGCGCGUGCUGGUGCACGAGUGGGCCAAGUACCGCUGGGGUGUGUUCGAGGAGACGGGUUACGCCGGCGACCGGCUGUACCCGUCGUUCCACCGCGCCUCGGCCGAGCGGUGGACGCCCACCGGCUGCUCGAACCGUCCCGUCAGUGGAGUCGUCACACCGAGCGGCUGCCGGGAGGCCUCCAACGACUGCACCUUCGCGCCGUUCCGGAACGGCAGCAACGUCAACGUCACGUCCUCCAUCAUGUCGCUGCAGGCGCUGGACCAGGUGCGGCACUUCUGUAACGCCACUACCCACGACCGCACCGCGCCGACCAAACACAACCUGCUCUGCGGCGAGCGCUCCGUCUGGGAGGUGAUGGAGACCCACGAGGACUUCCUCCUCCGCAACAACCCGCCCAACGCCUCGCUGGCGCCGCCGCCGCCCGCCUUCCGCGUGGUGAAGGCCUCCGCGGACCGUCUGUUCCUCCUGCUGGAGAGCUCGGCCACCAUGCGCCACCAGGAGCGCUGGGACUUUGUCAGCAACUCGCUGCGCAAGUUCGUCAACUGGGACGUGCCGACCGGCGUACAGGUGGGCAUCGGCCACUUCGGCGUGAUCUACCGGACCGACCGCAACCUGACGGCGGUUCCCGACUCGCGCGUGGGUCGCGGCGAGCUGGCCAACCUGCCGCCCAUCGCUGACGACGUCACAGAGGACAAGAAGAGCUGGCGCGCGGCGGUGGACGGCGCGCUGGCUGCGCUCGGCGACCGCGCCGCCGGUACCACACUGGUCUGGGUGACCGGCAACCAGCCCAACAGCCGCAGCCAGCCCACCUACGGAGACGUCCAGUAUAUCAUCGGAACGCUCAAGGAGAGAAAGGUGCGACUGGUGCUGGUGUUCUACCCGUCCGCGACGCCCGGCCUGGCGCGCGCCGCCACCGAGACCGGCGGCGAGGUCAUCACCGUGGACGACGUGCGCCAGGGCGACCAGACCUCCAUCAGCGUGUUCCAGGCACUGGCCGACGCCUACCUGCUGGCUCUGGAGCGGUACUCCUCCGACCGCAGCCGGCUGCGGGUCCGUCUGGAGGAGCGCCAGUUCGUGGGAGACGGCCGACAGGCGCGGGGAUCCUUCCUGGUCGACUCGACGCUGGGCGUCAACACCACCAUGACGGUGCUGUACCACGACCGCAGCGACAUCGGCUACGUGAAGCUGAAGCGGCCCGGAGGGGAGAUGGAGCCCGUGUAUACGUACCCCGACAGCACCAACCACCUGCAGUACGUCAAGAUUGACACCGUGCAUGGUCAGUGGGAAUACGAGAUCGACAACCUGGCGCCGUCGCACAGCAGCGUGUUCGUCCAGGUCACCUCGUCACCGGCCUCCACGGCGGGCACGGUGCGGGCCCAAGUGUGGACGAACGCCGACCGCGCCGGUCAGGUCAACACCACCACACAGCCACUGGCCGUCUACGCAUCGGUAAUGCAGGCCAGCGCUCCAGUUAUGGACGCAGAGGUGUGGGCCACUCUGACCCGACCGAACGGAGAGGAGACCCGCGUCCAGCUGCUGGAUAACGGCCUGGCCGAGCCGGACGUGCUGCGCGGAGACGGCGUCUACUCGCGCUACGUCACCGGGCUGGGCUCGGCACCGGACGGGUCUGAGGUGCUGCUGACGCUGCGGCUGACGGUGGGCGGCGCCGGCGGCCGCGUGGUGACCGGUCGGCGGCUGCAGCCGGCGCCGCGGGCCGUCCCGGUGGACGGCUCACCGCCCUGCUGCGGCUCCUCCGUCGGCGAGGUCACCUCUGUUCCCGUGUCGGACCUGAGGCGAGAGGUGGCCGGCGGCACGGUGCGGGUCGUCCUGCCGCCGCCCGGACGGGACCUGCUGCCGCCCAGCAGGGUCACUGACCUGAGGUCACUGGUAGACCCGACCAAACAGACCAUCACCUUCAACUGGACCGCACCCGGAGACGACCUCGACCGACCCAAUACCAAAGUGGAGCGUUACGAGGUGCGCUACUCGGAGAGUCGUGACCAGCUGAGAGACCACUACUCUGACUGCAUGGGCGUGCCGACGUGGAGCGAGCCGGAGCCGGCCGGUGCCGCCAGCUCGGCCACCGUCGGCGUCCGCACCUUCGACACGCUGCUCUUCUUCGGCAUCCGCGGAGUGGACGCGGCCGGGAACGCGGCCCCGGUGUCGAACCUGGUGGCCGUGGUGGUGCCGGCGCCGCCGCCCACGCCGUCGCCGCCGCCGCCGACCGGCACUACGUCUCCCGUGCAGCCCACGGCGCCGCCGUUCGAUAACCGGCUGCUGCUGAUCGUGCUGCUCUGUGUGGCCGGGGUGAUUGUCCUCUGCGUGCUGCUCGUCAUGUACUACUUCCUGCUGUACAAGCGGAGGAAACCAGCGCCUGACGAGGGUCUCCAGGGCUACGUCAACACGGUGGCGAUGACUACCGAGCUCAGCCGAGAGUCGACGCCCGUCAAGGUGCCGUUCGACCACGAACGGGAGGGCUUCUCCACUCCGACGGCACAGGAGAUCUCCUCCCAGCGCUGGGCGGCUCCGGAUAUCCUCCAGUCGCCGAGGGGAGCGCCGGUCCCGGCCGCCGGCGGGCCGGGGCUGGGGCUCGGCCGGGCCGGCCGGGCGCGCUACAACAGCUACCAAACGCCCUACGUGGAGGAUAUGGCGUACGACGGCCGCUCGCUGGGCAGCACGCCGCCCGGCGGCUCAGUGGCCUCGCUGGCAUCUGCCGGCAGGCCGCGGCCCGACAUGACCGACUCGCCGUGGGGCCGCGGCGCCGACGGCCGCGCGAGACUCGCCACCUCGGGAGAGUCGUGGGGCCGGCCCGGAGAGCUCGCCGGCAGGCUCGACUCGCCCGGAGAGCCGUGGACGCGCGGCGGCGCCUCGCCCGGCUCGCUGGGCUCCCAGUCGAGUCGUGCGGACAUGAGCUGCGGGGAUUUGGGCCUGCCCAGUCCGGCGAGGCCCGGCGACCGACGCCGACGCAAUGUCACCCAGGUAUAGCCCGUCUGAGCCUCUGCGUGUGAAAGUGCGCUGGACUCUAGCAGGCCGACAAAUGGCCAAUGUUUUAUCUGCGGUGGGACGGUAGCGCAGUGUUUUGCUGUGCAGCCGCUCAGCUCGUGAGAAUUAAGCCGUCCGUGCAGACCUGGCGCAGCUCUGCGGUCCGCCCUCGAGUGGUAGCUCUGUGAUCGCCGCGAUCGGGCCGCCGCGCCGCUCACGCCCGGCCCAUGCGUGGCCGCGUCACGCUAUGUCUGUGUCUUCCGAAAACGCCGCGCACUUCGGCGCCACACCGGCGUGUUGCUGCGUAUCUGAUGUCGGUCCCACGGGCGCGGCCGCACUGAACACUAUCGGUGGAAUCAGGCCGCCGGACCGCCUGGUAGCGGGGCCCUCACAAACCGGGUCCAUGGACCGGACACUGGCAUAGUGUACUGAUCACUGACACGACAGACUUUGUAUGGUAGUGCUUUGUACAGAAUACUGCUGCAAGUGCCUUAUAUGGCCGGGAGGUUACUGUAGUAUUUUGUAGCAUUAGUGUGUACGCAAGCGACGAGAACUAUUUGAGACCUGUAUUGUUCGUGAUCUCUGUUUGGAUUCGUUGCAAAGUUUGUUUUGUGUAGCUUUUGAGAAUGGGUGCGUUCGCCUUAUUUUAGUGCCCAUGUGUGUCCCUGUUGAGUCGGCUAUCACCGGCUGCUUCAUACAAUUUCUAGUCACAAGCAUGUACAGAACGAAAUAUACGACAAAAAUGA